Xylaria bambusicola is the source of this 2113-nucleotide messenger RNA. RefSeq lists its product as uncharacterized. The record is from RefSeq and is a predicted model, not a curated record. The coding region runs from base 147 to 1898 and encodes 583 amino acids. NCBI's taxonomy places the organism in Eukaryota, Fungi, Ascomycota, Sordariomycetes, Xylariales, Xylariaceae. The transcript is spliced from 2 exons.
ACUAAUCACUAUCAUAUGACUUAUACAUCGCUCUUCACGUCACCCUUACUCACACCAUCUUGUACUUCCAUUCCUUUUUCUAUCUUACAAACUAGCGCCUGGACGUCAAUUAGAACUUAUCGACACAGGCUAUGGAUAUAUGAGCGAUGCAGCUGAGCUGGCUCCUGGGUUACUCAAUUUUGAUGGUGGCGGCCACUAGGGAGGCUUUAACUUACAGCCAGGGCGAGGAGCUAAGAAGUGUUGUUGCUUCUACCACCGUCGGGCAGGACUCGAUGUCCAGGAAAGUCGUGUUACAUGAGGCGGUGACCCCUGGAGUUAUCGAGGAGCAAAUCGGGGCCGAAAGGCUCUCAGCGGGAGUAGCUGGCCGAAAGAGUGAGCCGGCAGCAGGGAAAUCUUUGGCAUUGCGAUUGCCUAGACCAACAGCAACACCAUUGUUACGGAAGCGGCAGGAUGAUGGCCAGAUACAAGCACUUUCAUCUCAACUACAAUCGCUCUCACAAUCUGCUACCCAAGCUAUAUCAUCCGUCUCAUCGAGCGCUUCCUCAAUGUUGAGUUUGAUAUCACAAUCUGCUCAAUCUGUACGACAGUCUGCAGAUCAAGCCACACAGUCAGCAAACCAGGCAGCUGACCAAGCUAACCGGGAGCUGUCUCAAACGCGGUCGUCGGCGUCAAGUGCUGUGUCUUCGGCUAACGCGCGUGCUAGCGAUCAGAUAUCACAGUCGUUAGCUAGCAUGAGUAGCCGUAUAUCAGCCAACCAAGCCAGUGCAGAGAGCAGUGCCAGCGUGGCUAUAAGCUCUGCAAGAGUAGCCGCUAGCCAAUUUGCAGCGAGUCAGAUUCAAGCAGCUCAAGAGGGCGCAACUGGUGUGACGGAUAGUACAAACCCUCAAAUGAACCAACCGCAACCAAUUUCAGUAUCCACUACGAAUCUUGCUAUUAUUAUCGUAGUGGCGAUUAUUGGCACCGCCAUCUUGAGCACAGCUUGUUCCUGCUUCUGGUUGCGAUAUAGGCAGAGGAGAAGAUCGUCUCGCUCGAAAGAGGUCCAAGGGGUCAAAGAGGAGAAAUAUGUGAAACCUAUCGCAGUUCGAGGUUCCUUAAACCCGCAUUUCCCACGUUUUGGCGGGUCCUUCAAAUCCCCAGCGAAAGAAUUCAGGCUGCCAAGCUUCAGUCCUCAGAUCCAGUCCAAGAAAGCUCAACGUGAAGAAUGGGGUAAUAUUGGCUCUGCGGUCAGUGAUUAUAGCGAUCAAGCAGAGAAUAGGGUCAGUGGGCGACGCGCAGAGAAGGCAGAAGAAGUACAGCCACAAGCUUUUCGACUACAGAAAGGCAAUGGCGUCAAUAAUGCAACUACCGUCCGUCUUAUUCGGGUUAAUAGCGAAAAGAGCAAGGCAGAAUCGUCUACGGGUAUUCAGCAAAGUGCAGCAGAGCCCAUGCCUCCCCCACCUAUACUGAACACACCAGAUCGAACCCCCGAGAUUCCUGCUAUCCCUGCUUCAAGUCAAUCGUCACCACGGGGGCAACCACAAACCAGCACUUCCAUAAGUCAACCGCCGGAUGACAAAGGGCCUCCCUCUGGAGGGCGGGUAAGUUCUCGCUCAACGCGUAUUUUAGACACGGAGACACCCGGUUGGCGUCCGCCGACGAUCUCAACCAAAGCGAAUCGAAAUCGCUUCAGGUUUCGAGAUAGCAGUGACAUGGAAUCGGCUGAGCCAACGCCUACCGACGUACAAGGGCAAGCCAGCAGUGGCCGCGACAACUCAUAUACACGAGCCUCUCUUGGGCAGCCUAAAAACGCUGGCGGCACUUUUGCGACAUUCCCUCGGACACGUAACGAGUCACAGAGAGAAAGUAUGAUGAAUCGUGGUAGACCUAAUCUCGACGGCCGCGCUGCUAGACUCGGGUAGAUAGAGGGAGUUAGAUGAGGUUUGAUAAUGUGGAUGGUAUUAAAAGGGUAUAAUUUUGUUUCAUGGCUAGGCAAGGGAGGAAUUGAUUUGGUGUAAGGCGUAUUUGGAUAUACCACCACGGAAUUUCAUAUAGCACUAUUUAAUGAACGUAGAAAGAAUAUGAAAACGUUCUGAAGAUUAGCUCUAAAAUGUUGUUUUCUACUAGGUUACCUGAU